AAGUUCAACAGCUGUUGCCGGGAACACGUUGCAGUUUUGCUGCUCGUUUAGCGUUUUCUAUUUUCUUUGCGUAUUUGUGUGUAUUUAUUCAAUUCCAAUAAAACAACACAGAAAUUAAACGAAAUGGCAAACAUCGAACGAAAGGGUACCUUUAAGGUGGAGUAUCUUCAGCAAAUUGAGCGUGAUAUGCAGAGGCGCUGGGAAGCUGAACAUGUACACGAAACUGAUGCGCCAGCUGAGCCACGCCAAAGUCUGGAUGAGAAGUUCUUUGUCACUUUUCCCUUUCCCUACAUGAAUGGUCGCCUACAUUUGGGUCAUACAUUCUCGCUAUCUAAAGCCGAGUUUGCUAUGCGUUACCAUCGGCUAAAGGGACGACGUGUGCUUUGGCCAUUUGGUUUUCACUGCACUGGCAUGCCUAUUAAAGCAUGCGCCGAUAAGUUGAAACGGGAAUUGCAAGACUUUGGCUAUCCGCCUAAAUUUCCGUUGGAAGAAAACUCAAAUGUUCCCGUAGAGCCGGAACAAGGCGAGGUGCCAAAAGACAAAUCCAAGGGUAAGAAGAGCAAGGCAGUUGCCAAAACAGCUGCCGCCAAAUAUCAGUGGCAGAUUAUGCAAAGUCUUGGUUUGAAAGAUGAAGAGAUCAAGAAUUUCGCAGAAGCAGAAUACUGGUUGAACUAUUUUCCGCCUCUGGCUAUCAAGGAUCUAAAAAGUCUAGGCCUUCAUGUAGACUUUCGGCGCACUUUCAUCACGACUGAUGCGAAUCCCUAUUACGAUUCAUUUGUACGUUGGCAAUUUCUCCAUCUAAAAAAUCGCGGCAAAGUGAUGUACGGUAAGCGUUACACCAUUUACUCACCAAAAGAUGGUCAACCUUGCAUGGAUCAUGACCGUUCAACGGGCGAGGGGGUAGGCCCACAAGAAUACACCUUGAUUAAAAUGAAGUUGCUUGCAAAGCCAGCAAAGCUGAGCACACGUCGUGCAGCGCGAAAUAUGUCCUUCCAGGGCUUUACUGUCGAAGAAGGAAAGGUAAUAGAGAUCGCCGAGCUGACUGGUCAGGAUUUGUUGGGCACACCGCUUGCGGCGCCAAUGACAUCACACAAAGUUAUCUACACUUUGCCAAUGUUGUCGAUUAAAGAAGAUAAAGGCACUGGGGUCGUGACGUCUGUACCUUCCGAUUCGCCUGAUGAUUAUGCGGCCUUAGUAGAUUUGCAGAAAAAAGAAGCAUUCCGUCAAAAGUACAACAUCAAGGAUGAGAUGGUACUACCUUUUACGCCCGUGCCUAUCAUAGAGGUGCCCACGUUGGGAAACACAUGUGCUAUCUACGCCUAUGAAAAAUUUAAAAUACAGUCCCAGAAUGACAAAGACAAAUUGGCUGAAGCGAAGGAGCUUUGCUACUUGAAAGGAUUUUACGAUGGCGUACUUUUGGUUGGUGAAUUCGCUGGACGCAAAGUGCAGGAUAUAAAAAAAGAUUUACAGAAAAAACUUUUAGCCGCGAAUGAAGCUGAAAUCUAUUAUGAACCAGAAAAACUAAUUCUUUCCCGUUCUGGCGAUCAGUGUGUAGUGGCACUUUGCAAUCAAUGGUAUUUGAACUACGGCGAGCCUGUGUGGCAAGCGCAGACCAAAAUGAUGCUGGAUGGCAUGGAGGUAUACCACGAAGAGGCGCGCAAUAACUUCGAAGCAUGCUUGAAUUGGUUGCACGAAUACGCCUGCUCUCGAACUUAUGGGCUUGGCACAAAGCUGCCGUGGGACCAACAGUGGCUUAUUGAAUCGCUAUCCGAUUCCACAAUUUAUAUGGCUUUCUACACAGUUGUGCACCUUCUGCAAGCCGGAUCCUUUAGAGGCGAAAUACCGAGUCCACUAGGCAUUACCGCCAAAGAUAUGACACCCGACGUGUGGGAUUACAUUUUCUUUACGGAAACUCCCUAUUCCGAUAAACUGCCGGUAAAGAAAGAAUCGCUAGACAUUUUGCGUCGCGAAUUCGAGUACUGGUACCCUAUGGACCUACGUGUCAGCGGCAAGGAUUUGAUUAAUAACCAUCUAACAUUUAUGCUCUACAACCACGCUGCCAUUUGGCCAAAUGACGAAGACAAGUGGCCUUUGGGCACCCGAGUCAAUGGCCAUCUACUGCUAAAUUCCGCCAAAAUGUCCAAGUCUGAUGGCAAUUUUCUUACACUCUACGAAGCCGUUGAGAAAUUUUCUGCUGAUGGUACGCGACUUUGUCUGGCCGACUCCGGCGACGGCGUAGAAGAUGCCAACUUCGUUGUAAGCACUGCCGAUGCUGGUAUUCUUCGGCUGUACACAUUUAUUGAGUGGGUGAAAGAGAUGCUAGCUUCACGUGCAUUGCUCCGUAAGGGCGAACCGGACACUUUCAACGACAAGGUGUUCAUCAGUGAAAUGAAUCUGAAGACGCGCGAAACCGACGAGAAUUAUCGCAAAAUGUUGUUCAAAGAAGCGCUGCGCACUGGUUUCUAUGAGCUGCAACUAGCGCGUGACAAAUAUCGCGAGCUGUCUGGGGCGCAAGGUAUGCAUGAGCAGUUGGUGCUGGAGUUUAUACGCCGCCAAGCACUUCUUGUGGCGCCCAUUUGUCCACAUGUCGCCGACUAUGUGUGGGGCCUGCUAGGCAAUAAGCAGUCCAUAGUACACGCACGCUGGCCUAGCGUAGGCGAAAUCAAUGAGGUUGAUAUUAAACGAUCUGAGUAUUUGAUGGAAGCGGCGCAUUCGUUCCGUCUCAAUCUGAAGAAUUUACUUCAUGUCAAGGGCAAGGGUGGCAAGGAGAAGGCAGUGGACCCGGCAAGUGUCAAGCCAGAUCGCGCAUUAGUCUGGGUAGCCAAAACUUACCCACCGUGGCAGUGUUGUGUGCUCGACACGCUGCGUGAGUUGUAUAGCAAAGAUGGCAAGUUUCCGGACAAUAAAAUUAUUGCGGCAACGCUGCAGCAAAAGGAGCAGCUAAAGAAGUUCAUGAAGCGUGUAAUGCCCUUCGCGCAAAUGAUACGCGAGAAAGUGGAAAGUGGCAAAGGUGUUGAUGCGCUCGCCAUCAAUUUGGAAUUCGACGAGCGACAAGUGCUGCUUAACAAUCUGGACUAUCUGAAAAAUACAUUAGAUGUGGAUGACUUAGAAGUUAAAUACACAGACGAUCCCAGUGCACCAGAGAAGACGCGUGAAGAGGUGCGUCCUGGCUCACCUUUCAUAGCGUUUAUGAUAGCGCCGAAUGUAACAGUCGAACUGGUAAAUCCAGUUGAGCGUUCUGGAUUGUUUCAAGUAAACACAGUCAUUUGUGAAGGCGACACGGUAAAGCAGUUGAUUGAAAAACUGGCAAAGUUGAUAAACUUUAAAGCUGACCUGUCAACUCUCAAAAUUUGGCGCUAUGAUGAUCCAGCGCUUGGACCACGCCAAAUUCCAUUAUUCCAAGAUUACAAAACCGGCAAGACUCCAUUGACCGAGGGCGAAUUUUCAUUAGAUGUAGAGAAGAAGCAGGUUUCAUUGAAAGUCGAUGACAAAGUUGUCGAAGUUGGUCGCCAAUUCAUCUAUGUGGUUGAUUAGUUUGCCCCAUUAAGAUAUUAAAAAAAAAAUUAUUAAUUUAUUUAAAUAAAUUAAUUUACAAUAAUUUAUAAUUAUUUAAAGAAUUCGGAAUUUCACAACAAAAGAUUUGCUGAGCAUGUAAAAGGUUACUGAGUUACGUCCUAUGUAUAAAUAAAAAGUUGGUACAG
Molecule: messenger RNA, 3701 nt
Organism: Rhagoletis zephyria (snowberry fruit fly)
Lineage: Eukaryota; Metazoa; Arthropoda; Insecta; Diptera; Tephritidae
Product: leucine--tRNA ligase, cytoplasmic-like
Biological process (GO): leucyl-tRNA aminoacylation
Molecular function (GO): aminoacyl-tRNA deacylase activity; ATP binding; leucine-tRNA ligase activity
Source: RefSeq, a predicted model, not a curated record